Molecule: messenger RNA, 1032 nt
Organism: Linum tenue
Lineage: Eukaryota; Viridiplantae; Streptophyta; Magnoliopsida; Malpighiales; Linaceae
Source: the annotation of a GenBank genome assembly
AUGGCUGGAGUGAUCAACGUCUCGCAGUUUCCAUUCCUCCGAACAAUUUCCCGCCGCGGCAGUGUUCAUGCCGGUAUCAGAACCUCCAUUCCCGUAACCAGGGCAUCCUCGUCGUCGUCGGAGACGCCUCCGAGCUCCGGCGCCACGACCGCAGCCACUAGAGGAGAAGAACAAUCAGCAGCGCCUUCAUUUGCUGCCCAGGCCGGUUUCAAGACGCCGGAGCCAAAGCGGUUUGCUAUCCGACCCGACAAGGGCUUGGAUGUUGCAGGAGCGGCUCUCGCCAUCUUUUUCCGCCUCGACACUGGUGUCUUCCUCAAUGGGUACUCGGUGUCUUUCGUGUCCAAAGAUGAGAUUCCAGCUGACCAAUAUGCUCUAGAACUAGCUGGUUACAAAGUAAAAGAGACAUCAAAGCUAGGACCUCGUCCGGAGCAGCCAAUCAUGAUAUAUGAGUUUGAAAGGGAAAUUGUUGCUGUCUUGGAUCUUGUUGUUCUAUUUUAUCCCUGCCCAAGGAAUGGUCCCAAUUUCCGCCCCAAGGCUAUUGAGUUGGGGGGCAAACAGCAAUUCCCCUACAUGGUUGAUCCAAAUACGGGAGUUGCAAUGUAUGAAUCAGAUGCGAUCAUAAAGUAUCUGGUUGAUAAAUAUGGUGAUGGAAGAGUUCCUCUCAUGUUGUCACUAGGUCUUCUAACAGUGAGCACUUUGCCUUUGCAUCUUCCUCUUUCUCUCAUGUUGAUUCGUAUUAUACGUUGCAUGGGCCUUAUUGCUGGUUUUCUCGUUUCUCUUAUUUUCUUGCAGACUUUGACUGCCGGCUUUGCUAUGAUUGUUCGUAUGGGAAGGGUAAUACCUUUCGUUUUUUCUUUUUCAAUUCUAUCUAUGCAGGGACAAUCAUAUCGGCCAUCCAAAUUGCCUCCAAAACCUCUAGAAUUAUGGGCAUACGAGGGUUCUCCAUUCUGUAAGCUUGUCCGUGAAGUGCUCGUAGAGUUGGAAUUACCACAUAUUUAUAGAAGUUGUGGCCGUGGCAGCCCAAAACGGUAG